Messenger RNA from Styela clava, 1455 nucleotides. NCBI's taxonomy places the organism in Eukaryota, Metazoa, Chordata, Ascidiacea, Stolidobranchia, Styelidae. The record is from RefSeq and is a predicted model, not a curated record.
GAAAUUAUGUAUUGAAUGUUGAAUAUGUCUAAAAAAACAAUUCCACAGUUUUGUGCCAUAUGCCACAGAGAAAAGCAACCAUCGAAUGGGCUUUCGAGAGCAUAUAGCACGCCACUAUUUGAAAAAACAACGCCUUCCGGAAUAUCCCUACGUCACAAGUACGGAAACCUUCCGUCGAAGAAAAAUGACGAUUUUUUUACCCAGGUAACUGAGCCUCAGUGGUUGAGACGCGGUAAUUUGAAAGAGUCAGAUUGUGUAUGCAAACGUCACCUGGCAAUAUUAAUGAGAGGGGUUGAUAGAGGGUGUGAGGGAGGAUGCAGUUCACCUCUACAUCGAGGGGCAAGACUAUGUAAAUCAGAAAGCUUGAAAACAAUUCCACCAACAUGGCGACGACUUUUUAUGCGCCACCCUCAAAUAAAGGACGAGGACAAAGAGCUUAUGUUAUUUUGUUGGGAUUGUUAUAAAAAACACAUGAGUCGUAUGUCAAGAUAUGGUGACCCAAUGGGUACACGUUUUGGGAAGAAAGUGGGUCUUCAACGAUCAAACUCCUUAAUCGAUGGAGAUGUGAAUGGAAACGGUAUCUUGCAGUCUAUGAAAAAGUAUAAAUCAAUGGAAAGGCUAGACUACAAUUCCGUAUCUAUAAGUUGUACAUCCACUGCAUAUACAACUGGUGCACACUCGAGACGUAAAUCGUCAAGUUCUGUGUCGCAGGGAGACAAAGAAGAUGCUGUGUUGGAAAAUGACAAACUGCACGAAUCUCAAUUUAUGUCAUCAAGAAGGACAAAUAGAGGAAGAAGAUCUUUAAAAGGAAAGCGAAGUCCUUCGCCACCAAACAACAUCAGUCCAGUCAGAACGAGUGUUGUUCACAGCAAGCGGAAACAUUCGCCCCAUAAAAGUCCAAAAUCUCUGAGUGUAAGGUGUAGCAGUAAUCUAACAACAACAAGCCAUGAAGUAGAAUCAAAUGUGACGUCAGUGGAAACAACAUCUCUAUCUCGCUUAAGCGUCGACGAUACAGAAUUCGUCGAUCUUAAAAUUCCGGGUUUUGCCCCUGUAUCUCCUGUAGAUUUACCCGAAACAAAGAAACAUUCAAGUGACGAAGCAUUCGAUGUGUUGAGUGGAUCACGAGAUUUCAAACCAAACUUGAAUUUUACAGAUUGUAAAGAAGAAUCUCUGAAGCUGUCUGAACUUACCAGUACUUUGACCAAUGCAGAGUUUCACAGAAGCUUGGGAUCAAAUUUUCUUCCAAACGAGCUUGAAAACACUUAUUCAAACAAAAUUUCACAUAAUGAAUUUAACGCAAACCAUGAAAAUCCUGUUGUCGAUGACACACAAUCAGGUAUUUUUUCAAAUCAAACUGGUGAAAGCACAACAAGUGCUGAUGAAUUGGCAGGCAUAUUUUCUAACAGUACCAUUAUCGAAGAUAUCAAUGGGCUACCCAAUGGAAUGAAACACUAA